Molecule: messenger RNA, 1582 nt
Organism: Gasterosteus aculeatus aculeatus (three-spined stickleback)
Lineage: Eukaryota; Metazoa; Chordata; Actinopteri; Perciformes; Gasterosteidae
Gene: asf1bb
Product: anti-silencing function 1Bb histone chaperone
Biological process (GO): DNA replication-dependent chromatin assembly
Cellular component (GO): chromatin; nucleus
Molecular function (GO): histone binding
Source: RefSeq, a predicted model, not a curated record
CGAAGAGGAAGUAGAGAGUGACGUAUUUCCUGUAGCCCAGGAGUGUUGGCGAUCUCGGAGAAGAAAAGGAUCAAACUUUAACUGACAGUCUUUAGGAUAGGCGCCGUCAACGUGUGGGACUAAAGCCCUGCCGGGAACACAGUGAUAUUAAAGCACCGAUAGAUUGGUUACACUGUUCACGUAAGAGUAGGGAGCUGGACGAGGUGCUUCAGAAGAAACCGUCAUGGCCAAGGUACAAGUGUUAAAUGUUGCUGUGCUGGACAACCCGAGCCCAUUUGGAAAUCCAUUUCAGUUUGAAAUAACGUUUGAAUGCAUGGAGGAUUUACCUGAAGAUCUGGAGUGGAAGAUCAUCUACGUGGGUUCUGCCGAGAGCGAGGAAUACGACCAGGUUCUGGAUUCUGUUCUUGUUGGCCCGGUACCAGCUGGCAGACACAUGUUUGUUUUCCAGGCUGAUGCACCAAACACCGGGUUGAUUCCAGAGAGUGAUGCUGUAGGAGUUACUGUCGUCCUUAUUACCUGCACCUACCGUGGACAGGAGUUCAUCCGCAUUGGUUACUAUGUCAACAAUGAAUACACAGACCCUGAACUACGGGAAAACCCACCCCUCAAACCAGACUACACUCAGCUCCUGAGGAAUAUUCUGGCCUCCAACCCCCGUGUCACUCGCUUCCAUAUCAACUGGGAGGGUUCGUCAGACAAAAUGGAGGACUGCGAGAAUGUCGACCCGUCCCCCAACAUCGGAGGAAUGCUUCCGCCGACCUGUGUACCGGGAAAGAUGCCCCCUCUCGGACUGAUGCCAGACAACUCCAUGGACUGCAUGUAAAAAAUCCUCACGCUGAGAUGAUGGACAAAAGGUUGUUCUUAUGGGUACACUCAUCCACAUUGCAAACACUCUUUUGGACAAGAAAGCCACGGAUGUAUCAAGAACAUUAUUUUUAUACAGCAUACGCAAACGGGAUGAAUCUGGCAUUGUUGUAAACAGUUUUGCCUCCUGUGCGGUCUCUUUCAACACACCCAGGCUAGCACAACCAGCUUUGCCUUAUUUUACUAUAUAUGGUUUUAGACAAAGUCAAAGCUGUCCUCUUGCGCACUGAUGUGGGCAGUGCUCUGUAUGUAGCACUAGCUUUCUAUAAUAAAGCAUUUCAUUGUUUGUAAUUUUUGUCACAUGUAAAUGUGUAGCAUUUUGGAGUAGACGCACCUGUGGACAUCUUUUUUGAAAUGUGGGUUAUGUUCAGCCUGUUGCAUGAACUAGCUUUGUUUACUAUUGGCUAUGGAGCGUACACUGAGUACAGCCUUGUUUUUGAGUUAUAACCUUGAGUUAUCCAGAAGGCCCUUUAAACAGGCCAAGGUGCAGUUAUGGGACCUAAGAUUAAGGUCUAUGGAUGCAUAAAACAUUGAGUUGAAGGAGAAAAGGAUUCUGGAUUGUAGUUAAGGUUAACUGUAAAUAAUGUUUUCUCAGCGCUUACAUGGUCUUCAAGAUGAACAGGCCCAUUUUCUUUUUGUACUUACUGUAUAUUCUCUGCCUCAGCAUUUGUAAAAAUGGGGGUUGUGAUGGGCUUAAUAAACUUGUUUUGUGAAUCUA